GUAUAACAUAAACCUCACUCGUUCUAGCAAAACAAACUUUUACCUUACUAAUUUAUAUAGUUCAACAUAUAUUUAAACAAUCUGGGAAAAAUAAUGCUAUAGCUAAUAUAUUAGCUUGAAAUAAGAAAACAGGAAGACAGGUUGAAGCGAAACAUGGACACAACGCCAAUAUUUCAUCAAGGCCAAUCGGUUGCAACGGUGUGUCGUUUAUGCUUUAUGGAAAGAAAACCACACGAUCUGGAGCCGAUUUUUGAUAGUGACGAUAAUAGCGGACAUCUAAGCAAGUGGAUUGAAAAGCUCACUUCUUUGAAGAUUAUAAACAUACCAAACUCUCCAGUCUCGUUGUGCUCGAACUGCAAACACACAUUGGAAGCCUUCGAUUCGUUUCGGGAAAUGUGCCUCACCAACGAUAUUGCAUUCAAAGAAACAUUUUGUCCGAAUAAGAUUCAAGAAAGGGAGCUGACUGAUGUAUCAAUCAAAGUGGAAUUCGGUGAAGAGCAACUUUCUUUUGAACAAGCAGAUGACGUCCCAUCAACGAAACCAUCGAUAGACAUCAACCAAGCAAAGUUUCAAUAUGUAGGCAUACAUGGCCAGGAUCAAGAAAACCAAAAUGAGCAGAUCAAACAGGACAAUCAAACAGCCGAAGAGACAGAUUCAUCAGAAGAUGACUACGAAAUGCAAACCAUGGAGAAUGCUCUGCUCGUAGACUCCGGUGUUCAGAGCAAUGGAACCAACUCAAUUGCAAAUGCAACUAAACCAGAUCGAAAGAUUGUGCCGUUAUACGAAGGACGAUUUUUGUGCAACGUAUGUGACAAACAGGUUACAAAACUGCAUCACAGCACGCACAAGGCUCAGCAGUUAUUCGAAUGCUAUAUCUGUAAGAAUACAUUUAGGAAAUUUGCGAACCUUAGCAGACACAUCCACAAUCACAUAAGAAAAGAAAAGUAUCACCACAAGGAUUCCACAACGGGCAACGAUCAUCAGGAGGCAGGUCCAUCUUCAUCCAAUCAGGAGGCCGUACGUAAUGGAGCGGACAUUCUGAUGGACCGAGAUUAUGAGUGUAAAAUGUGUAACAAAACUGUAUCGAGUCUACAUGCGUUGAACCACAAGCCAGAAGGAUUCCGGUGCCCCAUUUGUGAGAGUUUGUUCCAGAGAUUCGAUUGUUUCGGCCGACACGUCCGGUGUCACAAAAGUAAGGGGAAAUACGCUUGCGACAUUUGCAGAAUGAGGUUUCCCAGUACUUAUAGAAUGGGAAGACACAGGCGGCUACAUUUUGGAAAUAAAUCAUGAAGCAAGCUAGCGAUUGCUUAUGUCCGUUUCUUUAUGUGAAAGCCAUUUUCUAGUCAUUCCAUAUGGUGGUAUCUACCACCAACAAGCUAUACAUCGGUACCGUGACGUGGGGUCUUUCCCACGGAACUACGAAAGUGGGUGCAGUUGAAUCACGACUGUCACUUGCGUUCGAUGCAUCCAACACAACAUAACUCCUUCUCGACGUAUCGCACGAUCGUAUGCUCUCCCCUUUCAAAUCCCUCUGCCCUUUCAGCUUCAUGUACUUUACGUUUACAGCGACUAGCGUACUGUAUACCUACAUUCAUAAUUCAGGCCAAACAUGUCUAAAGGUCCUAUCUGCAGAAGAGAGGCUCUCUUUGGUUUCCCUCUCUUUCGUUAAUAUCUCAGCUGUUUAUUUGUAUUAUGAUUGUCUCCUUGCAUUGAACGAUGGUCAAAACAAUCGUCUUUUGAUUUCUACUGCAAACAUAGUUAAAAAGUGUACCAUUACAUUGCAAUAAUUGCAAGAGAAAGUGAACAAAGAGAGCCUCUCAAAUGCAGAUAGGACCUAUUGAAAUGUUUGGCCU
Molecule: messenger RNA, 1853 nt
Organism: Aedes albopictus (Asian tiger mosquito)
Lineage: Eukaryota; Metazoa; Arthropoda; Insecta; Diptera; Culicidae
Product: zinc finger protein 564
Exons: 2
Coding region: 154-1290 (378 amino acids)
Biological process (GO): regulation of transcription by RNA polymerase II
Cellular component (GO): nucleus
Molecular function (GO): zinc ion binding; DNA-binding transcription factor activity, RNA polymerase II-specific
Source: RefSeq, a predicted model, not a curated record